Lactuca sativa (garden lettuce) is the source of this 1078-nucleotide messenger RNA. Its product is annotated as transcription factor IBH1-like 1. The record is from RefSeq and is a predicted model, not a curated record. Lineage: Eukaryota; Viridiplantae; Streptophyta; Magnoliopsida; Asterales; Asteraceae. Gene Ontology annotation, biological process: regulation of DNA-templated transcription. Gene Ontology annotation, molecular function: protein dimerization activity.
CUCUCUCUCUCUCUCUCUCUCUCUCUCUCUCUCUCCCCCCCUACAUAUUGUCUCUGCAACAACCGCUUUUUUCUCCUAUAGACCUUGACCUCCAAUGGAUGUUUAACAAUAGAAGAUAUUGAAGAUAUCAGUACCACUUUAUUCAUUCAACCUUAGGAAGGGAAUUAUAGUAAUGCAUACCUCUAGCAAGCUUAAGAGGGAAUUCAUCAAGAAAUGGUUUAAGGGUCUUCAGAUAUGUUGUUCUUCAAAGAAAAUGGAUGUUUUGGAGAGAAAGAAGAAGAUAAAGUUUUGUGCAGAUAUUGCUAUGGCUUCUGCCAAAAAUGCCACAACUUCUUGGAGCAAUGCAGUAAUUUCUGAUGCUAUGAAAUACGAAGAAAACUCUAUUCUCAUGGAUAAUUUAUUAAGCCACAAGUCAAGGUUCAUCCCACAAAAGACUGCAGCUGUUUGCAAAAUGAUCGCUCUCCAUAAGAGGUUUCGAAGCAAGAAGAUCUUGAAAAAGUGUUGUAGUGUUGCUCAAAGAGCAAAAAAGACGUUUCCUCCUACAUCCAAUUUAGCUACUUAUAUUGCAAAAAGAUUGGUAAAAAAGAGAACCCAAGUUCUUAAAAGACUUGUACCUGGUGGAGAAGCCAUGGAUGAAUUCUCCCUCAUCAAAGAAGCAUUAGACUACAUCCUUUCCCUUAGGGUACAAGUUGAUGUCAUGAGAAAUCUCGUGAAUGCAACCGAGGUUUUGAAUGAAAGUAAUUCACCCAUAGUCGAUUAAUACAUAGCUUUAUUUUUCUUUUGUAUCUCAAAAACAACAGGAUCGAGAAACUUAACUAAGGCUCGAUUUCUUGAACCAAAAUCAUGUACAGGAUCAAAAACUGCGACUUUGGUUGAUGAUUUUUGAGAAAAUGUAGUUCUUUACUUUCAUUGAUCAUCUCCGGUUAAAGUUUAAAAAAGUUAUUUACAUGUUAGUUCUAAAGGACUGGGAGCUUGUUUUUCUUGCUAGCAUCAAGAAUAAGUAUACAUUUUCUUGAUUUAGCUAAGGACUUUUGUAAGUUGAUUUCAUUCUAUUCUCAGGUUGUUAAUUUGUCUUUGA